Molecule: messenger RNA, 390 nt
Organism: Triticum aestivum (bread wheat)
Lineage: Eukaryota; Viridiplantae; Streptophyta; Magnoliopsida; Poales; Poaceae
Product: cortical cell-delineating protein-like
Exons: 1
Source: RefSeq, a predicted model, not a curated record
CCUUCCCAUCUAUUGUAAGCCUUGCUUCCUGUCGACCAAAGCUUUAGCAAUGGCGCCAUUGACCAAGCUCUUCCUCCUACUCCUGGGCCUAAACUUGAUGGUCACCGCUGUGCAUGGUGGCUGCGGACCCCACUGCCCGACCCCGACCCCACCACCACCUCCAUCGACCAACGGCGGCACGUGCCCGAUCGACACGCUGAAGCUGGGCGUGUGUGCCACCGUGCUGAACCUCGUGAAGCUCGGGCUCGGCGUGCCGCCCAACGAGCGGUGCUGCCCGCUGCUGGCCGGUCUGGCCGACCUUGACGCCGCUGUGUGCCUCUGCACCGCCAUCAGGGCCAAGGUCCUCGGCGUCAUCAACCUUAACGUCCCCGUCGACCUCGUCCUCCUACU